Hevea brasiliensis (rubber tree) is the source of this 1540-nucleotide messenger RNA. RefSeq lists its product as uncharacterized. Bases 196 to 1182 code for a protein of 328 amino acids. Gene Ontology annotation, cellular component: cytoplasm. The transcript is spliced from 7 exons. Gene Ontology annotation, molecular function: mRNA binding. Lineage: Eukaryota; Viridiplantae; Streptophyta; Magnoliopsida; Malpighiales; Euphorbiaceae. The record is from RefSeq and is a predicted model, not a curated record.
AAAGAGUGACGCGCGUGCGGCAUCCUUAACUCCGGUUUCAAUCAUCGUUUCCUGGCUCGCCGAAGCGGAGACCAAAAAAUCAUGUCCGCAACCUGAAAAAAAAAAAAAAAAUUCAAAAGAACACCGAACUUUUAAUCAAAUUUCACUGUCGACGGUACGCAGAAAGAGGAAGGGAAAGGAAGAGAAGCAACCACAAUGGGAGAAGGAAGAGAAGGAGACUGGGAGUGCAGUGGGUGCAAGAACAGGAACUACGCCUUUAGAUCCUUCUGCAAUAGAUGCAAGCAGCCUCGUCUUCUCGUCGACACCAAAACCCCUGCUGAUUCCAAAUGGCUUCCUCGCAUAGGCGAUUGGAUCUGCACCGGUUGCACUAACAACAAUUAUGCAUCAAGAGAAAAGUGCAAAAAAUGUGGUCAACCAAAGGAGGUAGCAGCAAUGCCAGCAAUUGCAAUGCCUGGAGCUUCUCUCCCAACUUAUUCACAUUAUUUUGCCAGGGCCCCAGGAGGACUGGAACAAAAGAUGAAUAUUGGAUUUGCUAGCAAUGGUGCUCUCCAGCAGCCACUUCCUUUUGCUUCAACCUGGUCUGCUGGAGGACCUGAUAAGUACGAAGUUCAGUCAGCUUCUACUUGGCCUUUAGGUGGAAACCAGAUUUCUGGACCUCCAUAUGCAAACCCCAUAAAUCAACCUCUUACAGUUCCAAAAGGAUGGCGAAAUGGUGAUUGGAUGUGUAAUUGUGGCUUCCAUAAUUACUCUUCACGUGCACAGUGUAAAAAUUGCAAUGCUUCUAUACCACCAGCACUUGGAACAAAGCGAUUGGCAUCUGAAGAUUUUACUCAGGACUGGGAGAACAAGAGACUGAAUUCAGGAAAUAAUAUGCAGACAAAUGGAGGACAUCAAACAUAUACAGGAUUCAACCAAAUGGUAGGGAACACUGGUGAUCCAAGACCAGGAUUGUAUGCUCCCUAUCCCAGUGUUAACUCAGGUGCAGCUCCAAAUUGGCAGGCACCAUUGCAAUUCCCACUUCAAGUAGCAACACCUGCACUCCUUGGAAAAGGAGCAAAGCAAUGGCGUAAUGGAGAUUGGAUGUGUACAAAUUGCAACAAUCAUAAUUAUGCAUCUCGAUCACAAUGCAAUAGGUGUAAGACACAGAGAGAUGCUGUUGUGCAGCCAGUGAAUGCAGUGUAGCUGUGAAUUGGAUGGCUUAGAUUGCUGUCGCUUCUAUUGCCCCUUGAAGUUCUCUUUCAUUUUUGCUGCAAUGUUUGGCCUUGAAAAGUGGAAGUCUUGAUGCAUCAUUCCAUUCUAUACAUUAGUCAUUGUAGAAAUUAGUGAUUGCUGAUAUUUGAAAAUUGAAAUACCAAAGAAUGUAUUGAAAGCUUGGUAGUUUUGCUUCUAUAGCAAGAGUGUCAGUGUGGAUGCCAUUCCUUUUUGAAAGCUUGUUUCGGUUACAGAAUUCUAGUGUUAAUUUGUGUAUUGAUUUACUUAUAGUUAAUCAUUGGACUAAUUUACAAGAAUUUAUUCCAGUUUUAUUGGAGUAUUCUGUUCA